Molecule: messenger RNA, 687 nt
Organism: Peronospora matthiolae
Lineage: Eukaryota; Oomycota; Peronosporomycetes; Peronosporales; Peronosporaceae
Source: the annotation of a GenBank genome assembly
AUGAGUAGCGGACCGACGCCGCUGGAUGACCACGAGUAUCCUGUCGUACUGGGCGAGUCGCUCCUCGACGAUGCUCCAAACGAGGAGCAGUCGAGUGGACACCCGAGUGACGACGUCUUUGCGUCGUUUGGCUACGAGUUCCAGCCCGCGUCAGUGGACAAGAGCACGCCUGGACUCGUGAGUGUCGACGCCUCCGGUAGCGUGCAGGUGCUCAUGAGCUCCAGUACUGGAGCGGCUGGAGGCGUGGGUUUCCGUGGGAAGGUACUUGAGCACAAGGAGACCGACUGUAUGCUCUUGUUUGACGGCUCGCAGUUCCGACUUGAGCGCUGUCAGUUUUCCUGCACGCAGCUGCGUCACGUGCGUGUGGCUGCGCCACGUCGACGUGGAACUUGCCAGCGUGAACAAGAACACGGCAGUUGCAAUGAUACUGCUGUAGCUACUGUCACUGGUACUGAGACAAUUCUAGUGCCGGGACGAGAGGGCGCUUCUGUGGCAUCGAUGGUGGAAGCAGUAGCUAUCGUCAAGAAACCGGUCAGGAGAUCUCAGCGACAGGUGUCUGUUGGCACAGCAACCGCGGCAGACGCUGUGAAGCGCCCAAGAGGUCGACCGAAGGGGUCCAUUAAAGUGGCGGCCACGAAAGCUGCUGUUUGUGUCAGCCACACGAAGAAAAGAAGACGCGACGCGUAG